This is a messenger RNA of Penicillium argentinense, 1857 nucleotides long. RefSeq lists its product as uncharacterized. The transcript has 3 exons. Gene Ontology annotation, biological process: chromatin remodeling. Bases 1 to 1857 code for a protein of 618 amino acids. Lineage: Eukaryota; Fungi; Ascomycota; Eurotiomycetes; Eurotiales; Aspergillaceae. The record is from RefSeq and is a predicted model, not a curated record.
AUGGAGGACCCGGCAACCCGAAUCCCGCAGCAACUGCUGCCACAUAUGCACCUUGUCUCGCGGAAUCGCUACCCCAACAUGCACAUGAUGCCCCCGGAGACCGCCGUCGAGUACCUGGCUACAGCACCUCGUGUCUGCCAGUCACAACCCAUGCAUUGGACUUUCUUGGAUGGCCCCGCUGAUGGCACGGUUAUGCUUACAUGGCAGCCCCAGCAACAUCUGGGCAAUAACUUUGCCAGUGAUGGUUAUGUCUGGGCCGAUGCCGAGCAGGGGCAUGUCCUUGAAGUCCGAGGUUACACUGUUGAAGUGUUCAUCCACCGCAGUGGUUACCACCCUCCGAACGAGAACAUCGCCAGCCACACCCGCAAGCGUUAUCGCAUCGUGAGCACCAAAGUCCCGGGUGCUGCUCCUCCCGACCCCUCUCUGUGGAUUGUUCACUACUCGCGCGCUCCUCAGAAUGACCACCUUCCGGCCAACCGCGUGCCCCACAGCCCACAAGUACAAAAUAUCAUGAACCAACGACGAUUCCUUCAAAGCCAGGGCCAGCUUGCCCGCAAGGAAUUCCUGCUGCACGACCGAAACAACUGGCCCACUAUCAACUUCCCUUCGCAAAUGGGCCAGCAAGGCUUCACCCAACCCCAACCUGGUUAUCAGAACGCCCAACAAGCACGACCGGGCUACUAUCCACCCCAAGCCCACGGCCACCCCGCGACCGCGGCUCAGGUUGCUGCUCCGCAAGCCAAGGUUGCUCGUCCUCACCGCGCCUCAUCGGCGGCCAUGGCAACUGCUGCGGGCGAAUUCGCGAUGGAGGAUGAAGAUGUCUCUAACGGCGACAUGUUUGACUCUUUGACAGCCCGCGAGGUUAGUAAGAUGCGAUACAUUCAGCACCAUGAGUGGAUGGAGGAGAUCUUCGCGUCACCUUAUUCCAUCUCACAGAUCACACCGGUGUCUUUGGGGCUAGGAAGGAAAGGGGAGCUUCAGUCGUUGACAGAGGGUUUCUUCGAUGCCCCUGUUGGAAGUGGCGAAGGCGCAGAUGACGAUGUCCCCGAUGCCACAAAACUUGAGCCGGCCAAGGCCGAGGAAUUCGCAGACCGGGUCACCAAGAAGGUGACCGAGAUGACCACCGAGAUCGAGAAACUCAAGAAACAACACGCGCAACGCAUGGAGCGAUUCAACCGCAGCUCGCUUUUCAAAGAUGCUGAGCUACGUCUCCGUGAAGCUGCUGCCGACCCAACAGAGUCCGGCCCCGAGGUUUGGCGCCUUGAAGGCCGAAUCAUCAUCCCAUCGGAAGAAGAAGCCAACCCGCAAGACUACGUGGAGGAGAAAGCCAAGUACAAGGUUGACGACGUGGUGCGCGAGGUGGAGACCAACUGGAAGAAGCAGAUCACGCCCGAGCCCAAGGUGUCGUGCGUCGAGAAGGGAGGUCUAUUGGAGAAGAUCGAGCCAGAGCACAAGGAGGAGCCCGAAUCCUUCACCAACGACAUGGUGAUGGACCACGGCGACUCCCACCUCCUGAACCAAUUUGGCGCCGACGGCACCUCGGAGCAGUCCCUGCACGGCGGCGGGAUCUCCACAGACGUUGACAUGGACCUCGGCGACCAACUUGGCGGCGGCCCUGGCGAAAACAACGAAUGGGUAAUGGUGAACAAUGAGAACAAGGUAACCGGCGGCGACGCAAGCCUCGAGAGCGGAUUCGACUUCACCAACAUCGACAGCGCGGGGGAUGCAUUGGCCGCGUACACGGAGCAAAAUGACGGACUGGAUCUGCCGGAUCUGGACAAUUCAGCAUUCGGCGAUGCGUUCCAUGCCUCGGACAAUGAGCACGGACACAACCCCGAUGCGGAUGAAAUGUCGUAG